AUGUCGAACCAAGUCGCAGCGAUCAUCUCACAGGAGUUCCUCGAGAACUGCUUCACCGUCUCAGCUCAAGCACUAUGCUGCUAUGAUUUCUUCAUAACCUUCACGCGCGAGGUGCAGUUCAUGUGGAAGCUCAAGCCCUCGAUGGGUGCCAUCCUCUUCUUCUCGCUGCGCUAUCCCGCGCUGUGCAAUACGAUCUUGGUCGUUCUGGGCUAUCUGUCUUGGGGUAGCUGGCAGACUCAAAUGACUUGCACUGUUAUGAUGCGCCUCGAGAUGGCAGGUGAUGUCUUGAUCUUGACGAGCUCAACUGUUUUUACUGCUGUACGCAUAUAUGCGCUCUCUGGUCGGAGCAGGUGGCGGCUAGGGUUCACACUCGCCCUUGGUCUCGUCAACCCGGUCAUGUCCACGUAUACGUUCAUUCUGUCUGCGCCAUACCUCGCUCGCCUCACGCCGCGAUAUCAGACGUGCGACAUCGACACGCAGUUCCUCGGAGACAUGCUCCGCGCCCUCGGCUUCAACAGAGGGAUGAUGUGCGCACGGGCGUCCGCCGUGAUCUUCGACGCCGUCGCACUGGUCCUCACUUGGCUGAGCAUCAAGCGGGUGACGCAUGCGGCCGGGGACGCAGCUGGUCCCGAAUCUAGACACCACGACCGCUCCGCGGCGGGCCUCGGCACCAUGACCGUCAUUCUCAUGCAAGACACUGCAGUGUACUUCGGGUUUCUCCUCGCGAUCAACGCGUUGGGGAUUGCGAUCGGGUUGAGCCACCCUAAGGCGAGUCGGAUGACCUCGAUCCUACUAUGCCGGCUCAUGCUCGACCUCCGACAAACGAACUCGAAGGACUUCCGCGACGGGACGUACAUCUCACAUACGCUGACCGCCAUGGUGUUCGAGGGACCUAUCAGACAGGAAGGGAUCGAGGACCAGGAGGACUCGUUCGGUUCAGAGGAUAUCGAUGGUGCGGAUGACGAGGUGGAGACGCCGUGA
Molecule: messenger RNA, 981 nt
Organism: Rhodofomes roseus
Lineage: Eukaryota; Fungi; Basidiomycota; Agaricomycetes; Polyporales; Fomitopsidaceae
Exons: 12
Coding region: 1-981 (326 amino acids)
Source: RefSeq, a predicted model, not a curated record